Molecule: messenger RNA, 621 nt
Organism: Papaver somniferum (opium poppy)
Lineage: Eukaryota; Viridiplantae; Streptophyta; Magnoliopsida; Ranunculales; Papaveraceae
Product: agamous-like MADS-box protein AGL80
Exons: 1
Coding region: 1-621 (206 amino acids)
Molecular function (GO): DNA binding; protein dimerization activity
Source: RefSeq, a predicted model, not a curated record
AUGGAAAGGCGUGAGGGGAAGGUAAAACUUGCUUUUAUCACUAAUAAGGCUACUAGAAAGGAAUCAUUGAGGUCAAGAAGGAGAGGGAUAUUAAAAAUGCUUGGCGACUUGUUUACCUUGACUGAGGUUACUGCUUGCGCGAUUAUAAAUGGAGCCAAUGAUAAAAAACCAAAAGUGUGGCCAUCAGAUGAGGUCGUGCACGGUUGUUUGAUGAAUUUAGACAGCGUGCCAGAGAAAGACCGCAUAAGAAAUCAAAUGGAUCAGGAAACUUACCUGUUAGAUAAUAUAAAGAAAAUGAACCCAAAAGGGCAGAAAUACAAGCGUGAGAAUGAUACCAUGGAAAUCGUUCAAAUAUACGGAAAGGCCAUGAUUGGUGAGUGCUAUAUAGAUGAUAUCGAUCGCAAGGAUGUUUUUGAUUUAUAUGCGUUCGCUGCAAAAGAAGGCGACUAUGGUGGUUGGAAUGGCGCUGAAGACUCUCAAGAUGGUGAUUCAGAUGUUGGAGACUAUUAUCAAAAUCAAGAUGGUGGUGCUGAUAAUAUUAAUUCUUACAUUAAUCUUUUUGGUGGCGAAGAUGUUGAUAGUGAGAUCUCUGGUGGUUCUGAGAAUGGUAUGGAAGACUAA